AAAGGUGUCGAUCUGACCACAAUAGCUGGCAAUCCUUACUACACUGCACCUGAGUGUCUUAGCAGAACUGCUCCUUAUUCAUAUGCAGCAGAUCUCUUUGCCUACGGCAUUUUGCUUUGUGAGCUGAUCACCCGGAAGCCAAACCAAGAGUGUCUGGUCCCAAGAACAUCGUCUCUAACCCAUGAUUUAGCUCAAUUGCCCUUCCAAAGCUAA
This is a messenger RNA of Protopolystoma xenopodis, 213 nucleotides long. The record is from the annotation of a GenBank genome assembly. Lineage: Eukaryota; Metazoa; Platyhelminthes; Monogenea; Polystomatidea; Polystomatidae.